AUGAAGUUUGUGGUAAGUUAGAUUUUUUGAUGCUGCAUGGUAAAUUUGAUAAUAAUUCACGUCGAAUAGGACAAGUGUUUAUAAAUUUUUAAAGUUUCAAUAAAUAUAAUCAUUAACAACUACUUUUAAAACAAUUCUUUUAGAACGGUACUUUUGUCUGGAUUAUUGACAAAUUCGAUUCAUCUAUCCCUCAUGGCAGUGGAUAUUGUAAGCGUUUUGGUUUGGAUGACGGCGAUACGCGUCCUUAUACGGUUCAAAUUUAUCCAAACGGCACUGAAAUUUUUGGAAAGUUUACGGUUGAUAUGCUGGUCAAGGAACUUCGUAUCGAUGUGAGCGAUAUCUUAUUCUGGAGUGUUAAGAUAUCUGUAAACGGAGCUAGAGUUUUUGAAUUUUCAGGUAAGGAUUCAUUAAGAACUGUUUUAGCGAAAAAUAACGUUUUUAAUUUCCCGCCAAAUUGGCAUUGUUUUUCAAGCUUAUAAUAUUAAAAUUUAUAAGUUUAACCAUUUUUCUCUGAUAAACUAGUACAAAACUUUUAAUGAAGCAUAAAUACUAAUUGUAAGCUGUUUUAGUCGAGGACGCUCACGAAUCCGACAAUGAUAACUCUGCUUGGUUGAGAAACGUUCUGAACAAUAGGAGAGUGAAGGUGGAAUGCAAGUUGAAGCAUUACAAAGGGACCGAAAAAGAACUUUCCGACAUGCUGUGUUGCAUUUUGUGA
This is a messenger RNA of Bursaphelenchus okinawaensis, 715 nucleotides long. The record is from the annotation of a GenBank genome assembly. NCBI's taxonomy places the organism in Eukaryota, Metazoa, Nematoda, Chromadorea, Rhabditida, Aphelenchoididae.